Molecule: messenger RNA, 619 nt
Organism: Punica granatum (pomegranate)
Lineage: Eukaryota; Viridiplantae; Streptophyta; Magnoliopsida; Myrtales; Lythraceae
Source: RefSeq, a predicted model, not a curated record
CCUCCAAUCAUUUCUACCUUCCCCCAAGCUCGACUUCUCACACAACAAUGGCGGACGAAGAGACGCCGGAGACGACCGGACCUGAUUUCCCCACCGGCCGGGUGAAGAAGAUCAUGAAGCUCGACAAGGAGAUCAAUAAAGUCAACUCGGAAGCCCUGUUUCUGGUCACCUGCGCGACUCAGCACUUCCUCGAGUUCCUUGCCGAGAGAUCUGCAGAGGUCGCGAAGGAGAAGAAGCGGAAGACCGUUAAGCUCGAGCACAUGAGGCUCGCGGUGAAGAGGCACAGGCAGACCAGUGAUUUCCUCCUGGACUCGCUUCCCGUGCCGUCUGAGUCAUUGGAUCUUCAAGCGGCUGAUAAAUCCAGAUCUCUUGCUGUAGCUGACAAGCCAAAGCCAGUGCCUGCCGGCACACGGAGGAUCGACCAAUUCUUCUCUAAACCUGUAAGUGAUGCUUCUACUUAGAGUAAUUGCAGUUUUUUUUUCUAUAAGUUAAAGUCGAUUGUGCACAGAAUGAUUACCGAUGAUGAUAAUUACGGUUGGCGAUUGUUGAUCUGUAAUGGAAUGUUGCCAUGGCAUAUUUAGUGAACCGUAGCGAGUAACUAAAGUUACUAUACCAUCUC